Molecule: messenger RNA, 780 nt
Organism: Xenopus laevis (African clawed frog)
Lineage: Eukaryota; Metazoa; Chordata; Amphibia; Anura; Pipidae
Gene: hamp2.L
Product: hepcidin antimicrobial peptide 2 L homeolog
Exons: 3
Coding region: 78-326 (82 amino acids)
Biological process (GO): intracellular iron ion homeostasis
Cellular component (GO): extracellular region
Source: RefSeq, a predicted model, not a curated record
GCCAGGCACUGUCCAUAAAUACGUCUGUCUGAGGGCAGAGGAGACAGAAUUAGCCAUUCACCUGGACAACCAAGAACAUGAAGUCUCUCCUACUCUGCUGCCUGAUGCUCCUUCUCUCCAUGAUCUGCAGCAGGGGCCACAGUGCAUCCCUUGGUGGGAACGAAAUAAAGGCUCCCGAACACUUGAUCUCUGAGUCUCAGCGGGGGGAAUCUGAUGCCUUGGGAUUUCUGCUGAGGACCAAGAGGGAACCCAGCAUCCACAUCUGCUUGUACUGCUGCAAUUGCUGCAAAAAACAGAAGGGCUGCGGCAUGUGUUGUCGGACCUGAAAAUUCUUCGUUUUGAUUUAGGAACAUCCUCAAAGGACACCAAGCAAGACCCAACAUCAAGGCUGAGCAGCCACAGACAAUCCCUUGCUCUAGGCCUUGUGAUCCUGAUGGUCUUCGAGGAUCAGAAUCAAUGGUUCUUUGGAGUCAUUAUACCACUCCCCUAAAAUCCAGGUUCUGACUGAGACUUGCCUGUUACUAUAAGGAGUAAAACAGUCCUUAGCAGUCCUUACGAGUGAUUCCUUUUGCCCCUCAAUCACUACAUGUAUUUAUUUAUUAUAAUGCUGCUUCUCUCCUCAUUUAUUUAUAUUCUUUUUUAUAUCAUUGUAUAAGAUCUAUAUCUACUGACUCUUCUGUAUAAGAACUAUUUCAUUGUAGUUGACUCUUUAAUACCUUCAUGUUUGAUUUAGUAUGUGCCAAGCAGUAACAAUAAAAUUUCUUAUCUAAGAGAUCAAAA